Messenger RNA from Balaenoptera acutorostrata (minke whale), 506 nucleotides. RefSeq names its product NEDD8 ubiquitin like modifier (gene NEDD8). NCBI's taxonomy places the organism in Eukaryota, Metazoa, Chordata, Mammalia, Artiodactyla, Balaenopteridae. Gene Ontology annotation, molecular function: protein tag activity; ubiquitin protein ligase binding. The coding region runs from base 122 to 367 and encodes 81 amino acids. Gene Ontology annotation, biological process: modification-dependent protein catabolic process; protein neddylation; regulation of proteolysis. Gene Ontology annotation, cellular component: cytoplasm; nucleus. The transcript is spliced from 4 exons. The record is from RefSeq and is a predicted model, not a curated record.
AGCCAGGCAGUGACCCGGAAGCAGAAGUGACUCCCACAGGCUGAGUGCUGGGGAGCUGCAUCGGCGAUCGCAGCGGUAGAAGCAGCAAUUUAUCUGUGUGCAGCCCCAAACUGGGAAGAAGAUGCUAAUUAAAGUGAAGACGCUGACCGGAAAGGAGAUUGAGAUUGACAUUGAACCCACAGACAAGGUGGAGCGAAUCAAGGAGCGUGUGGAGGAGAAAGAGGGAAUCCCCCCACAGCAGCAGCGGCUCAUCUACAGUGGUAAACAGAUGAACGAUGAGAAGACAGCAGCUGAUUACAAGAUACUAGGUGGUUCAGUCCUCCACCUGGUACUGGCUCUGAGAGGAGGAGGUGGUCUUAGGCAGUGAUGGACCCCCCCCUCCAUUUCACCUCCUUGCCCUGGCGCUCAUUAUGAGGCAUCAUGUAUCCUCUCACACUGUGGGACACCAGAGCCACUGCCCCCUCUCCUGGAUGCCCAGUCUUGUGUGUCUGUUGGUGGGAGACUGU